AUGGGUCGUUCGGCAUACAUUCUUCUGGCGUGUUCACUAAUUACUCUGUUCACUGGGGCAUUACAAACACCAAGUCCCACAAAAUGUCGUACGGAAAUGUGUGCCCUGCAAUUAAUGGAGACCAUGGACAUACUCUAUCGACAAAGCUCACAUGAAAUUUUCCAAUUCCACAGUUAUGACGAUAUCCAGCCGGAACUUUUGAUAUGGAAAGAAUUAAUACCCUAUUUGGAUAUAAUGGAACAAUUUGAUUGGUCGGAAUUUCAAAGUCCACUUUUGAGGAGGCAAUUUGAAAUUUUAAUUCGUGAACUUACCCAUGCACGCCAUGCCACCACCAAUGAAUUCAUUGUGGCCACAAAACGUCUGAAGAGUAUUGGUAAAUAUCGAUUUAUGUAUCAACGUGAUGCGGCCAAUAAAACCCAUCCACCACCAUCGGAUCUUGUCUCGUACAUACGCAACAUCAAACCGAUUAUAAGCAAUAGUAAAGAUUUGGAUGAAAUCAAAUGGUAUUGGAGUGAGUGGCGUAAUCGAUUACCCGGCGAUGUGAAACAUGCUCUCAACGUGUAUAUUCAAUAUUAUCAGAAUAUGUCCACAGUGACUAUGCCAGCAUCCAGUGUUUGGUAUUCCCAAUAUGAGGAUGGCAAAAUGUUGGAAGAAUUCGAAAAUGUUAUGGAGGCCAUUGGACCUUUGUAUCGCCAACUACAUAGCCAAUUGAGGCAAUCACUGUGGAAUAAAUAUGGUGAUGAUAUUAUUCCUUCGACAGGACUCAUUCCACAUCAUCUCAUGGAACAGGCCUUCUAUGAAGCCUGGAAAAAAGAUUCUGUUUUCGGCAAUCCUUAUCCUGACAAAAAAUUGCCCAAUCUUAAACAUGAAUUGAAUGAAAGGCGAUAUGUUCCAUUCGAUUUUAUUACAGCAGCUACAAAAUUUUUUGAAGGAAUGGGAUUUGAUCGUUUGACUAA
Musca vetustissima is the source of this 956-nucleotide messenger RNA. RefSeq names its product angiotensin-converting enzyme-like. Gene Ontology annotation, molecular function: peptidyl-dipeptidase activity; metallopeptidase activity. The record is from RefSeq and is a predicted model, not a curated record. The transcript is spliced from 2 exons. NCBI's taxonomy places the organism in Eukaryota, Metazoa, Arthropoda, Insecta, Diptera, Muscidae. Gene Ontology annotation, biological process: proteolysis. Gene Ontology annotation, cellular component: plasma membrane. The annotation marks the transcript as partial.